This is a messenger RNA of Colletotrichum phormii, 343 nucleotides long. RefSeq lists its product as uncharacterized. The transcript has a single exon. The record is from RefSeq and is a predicted model, not a curated record. The coding region runs from base 65 to 271 and encodes 68 amino acids. Lineage: Eukaryota; Fungi; Ascomycota; Sordariomycetes; Glomerellales; Glomerellaceae.
ACCGCUGCUUCCCAGUAAAGAAUGGCUGCUGAUUGGCCGGCGCAAUCAAAACGCAACCUGGUCCAUGCGUUUGGUCUCCACUCAGCCACUUUAUCGCAACGAUUUUUUUUUUCUUCCAGUCUCCCCUGCCCCUCGGAGCCGCGUCCACCUGCGCGCCGAAUCCAGAUGGCCAUCCCAACCCCUCAAUUUUUCCGUUCUCAAGACGGGAAGCUCCAAACCUUCUAGGAUGGCUGCCGUUGAAUCUUUUUCUGCCUCAGGAAUAGGCCAAUAGAAUUACUCAAGCCUCAUCCCACCUGAACAGUGGAUCGAUUGCCUGCCUUGUCUUUGAUCGCAUACUCUCUUG